GCGGAUCUCCCCCUGCGGGCGGACCGACGCUCCUCUGGUCGUAUACUUAUGACCCACUUGGGCAUAUGAGUCGAUUGUAACACUUGCUUCCCACCAGCAUCCCGCCAUGGUCGUGCAAACAAAGACACCCAUCGAUCUCCUCGCGCUCCCCGACAAGGAACGCCUCGUCGCUGAGUACGGCGGCAAGGGGCUAAAUGAGGUCCGCACACCAGCGUUCGUAAUCGACCGUAAGGUGUUCGCGGAUAACUGCGCGAAGAUGCACAUCAGGGCGAAGGACUGGGAUGCAAGCUUUCGGGCACACCUGAAGACGCACAAGACGGCGGAGGGCUCGAAGUUGCAGAUGGUGUCGAGGGCGGACAAGACAUCCGCAGUGGUCGUGUCGACCCUCAUGGAGGCAUGGAGCGUUGUGAAGGCUGGUCUGUUCAAGGACGGCACUAUUCAGGAUCUCCUGUACGGGCUGCCGAUAGGAGUGAACAAGGUCCAAGACGUGUCCGACUUGUGGGAUGAAGUAGCGCCUAGCGGCGGUGUCAUCAGGCUGCUCGUCGACCACCCAGAUCAAGUGAAGUUCCUGGAGGAGUUCGAGAGCAAAAGGGAAAAGCCGAGGAAAUGGUCGGCCUUUGUGAAGAUUGACGGUGGCCAGAAGCGCGCGGGCGUUGGCCCCAAGUCAAGCAUGAUCGAAGAGUUACUGAAGACAUUGGCAAAGUCACCGGCAGUAUCCAUUUACGGCUUCUACGCGCACGCCGGCAACGCAUACGCUUCGACGUCGCAAUCGGAGGCUUCGAAGUUCUUGACCGGAGAGGUCAACUCUGUGAACGACGCGGCCGAAUUCGCCGCCUCGAUCCUGGGCGAGGACGUGAAGAACCACCAACAACCGUUCGUCUUGUCCGUUGGUUCCACACCGACAGCACACUCUGCAAGCACAGAGACACGGGCCAAGGUCUCGACAUUGUUGCAUGGAAAGUUGGAGCUGCAUGCAGGAAACUACCCCAUGCUCGAUCUCCAGCAACAAAGCACUUCCAUGAUUGGCGGGGGAAACAUUGCGCAGAAGGUAAUUGCAACUGUCGUCUCGAUCUACCCUGGCCGAGCCGAGGAUGGUGGAGACGAGGCGAUCGUCGACGCCGGUGCGAUCGCCUUCAGCAAGGACACAGGCCCUUCGGGUGGGUAUGGCGACGUUGUGGGGAAGAAUUGGCGCGUGGGCCGCAUGUCGCAAGAACACGGCAUCCUCACGAAGAAGUCGGAUGGGCCUGCAGAGAAGCUCUCGCUGGGAGAUACGCUUGAGAUUGUCGGGCAGCACGCAUGCUUGAUUGCGGCCGCGUAUCCGUGGUACUACAUCGUCGACUCGGACGUCGAGCAGGGGAAGAAGAUUGUGGACGUCUGGGUGCCGUGGAAGGGCUGGUAGAGGAUAUGUAGCAGUAAUUUAUGGUGGACUCCAGGCAAUGACAUGACGGUCGCGGAAAGAGGCUUGCGCGC
This is a messenger RNA of Schizophyllum commune H4-8, 1470 nucleotides long. RefSeq lists its product as uncharacterized. Gene Ontology annotation, biological process: D-serine catabolic process. NCBI's taxonomy places the organism in Eukaryota, Fungi, Basidiomycota, Agaricomycetes, Agaricales, Schizophyllaceae. Bases 107 to 1399 code for a protein of 430 amino acids. Gene Ontology annotation, molecular function: D-serine ammonia-lyase activity. The record is from RefSeq and is a predicted model, not a curated record. The transcript has 5 exons.